Molecule: messenger RNA, 919 nt
Organism: Cylindrotheca closterium
Lineage: Eukaryota; Bacillariophyta; Bacillariophyceae; Bacillariales; Bacillariaceae
Source: the annotation of a GenBank genome assembly
AUGACUGAAGAAAUGAAGGAAACUGAAAAGCAGUUCGAAAAAAUGCAGAAGGAGCAAGCUUCAAAAUGGGAUCUCUACCACGAACUCAAAGAAAGAGAAGGGGAGUUGACUCAAGAGCGAGAAAAUAGGCUUGGGCAGAUUGAAAAUGAUGUUCAGGAGGCUAAAAAGCGAGUCGUAGAUACUGACAAAUCUGCACGCCAGGCGCAGUCAACUUUGCAAACGCUUACACUUGAGCUAGAUGGUCUCAAAACUGAAGUUUUAACUGCUGAAGAAUCGGUAGACAGUUCCAAGCGCGCACUUGAAGCCGCUAACACUGAAGAAGAUAAUAUGCAGAUGAAAGUUGGUGAAGUCAAGGCCUCUUACGAUGAUGCCAAGACUGCUCUGGACAACUUUGAGAAUCGUCUCGUCGAGGUUUCUUCUCAGCUUGCUGAAUUGAAACAUGUGAAAUCAUCUCUAAAGAAGAAAGCCGACGACUGCACUCUGCAAGCCAAGAAAAUCUCAGUUACAAUCUCUCGGAUUCAAAAGGAAAGAGCCAGUGCCGAGAAGUUGGUUGCAGAUUUGUUGAAGAACAAUAUAUGGAUUGAAAGUGAAAGAAGCGCAUUCGGAGUUGAAGGGGGAGAUUAUGACUUCACUGCAACGGAUCCUUCGGAAAUGAGCAAACAACUUCAGUCCUUGAGAUCCGAACAAGAAGCUUUGAGCAAGAAGAUCAACAAGAAGGUUAUGGGAAUGAUUGAGAAGGCUGAAGGAGAGUAUACAGAGCUUUUGAGAAAGCGAAAGGUAGUCGAGAAUGACAAGAAGAAGAUCAAGAGUGUAAUCGAAGAACUCGAUGUCAAAAAGAAGUCUGAGCUUGAGAGAACAUGGAAAAAGGUAAACAAGGACUUUGGUUCAAUCUUCAGCACCAUUCUUCCCGGAGCAUCAG